UGUCCCGGCAGAAGAAACCAGGGCGCUGAGGAUCCAGGUUCCAGCUUGCUCCCUCCUAUAUCAAUUGAAGGAGAAAAGUUUGUGAAUUGGGCCCCCAAGUUUUGGGGGACCCGGACUUGCGGCGUGGGGUGACAGACGAGGCUCGUUAGAGCUUCCCCCAUGGAGCCCACCCAGCCGGCAGAGGACCUCAGUCUGACCCAACAGCUCCCCAUCCCAGAAUUUGGGGACCCUGAGGACCCCAGCGAUGAGGCCCCCGAUGGCUCAGACACUGUGGUGCUUAGUCUCUUCCCCUGCACUCUGGAGCCUGGGAAUCCUGAACCGGAUGCUGGUGCCUCCUCACCGCAGGGAGGCAGCUCCCUGAAGCACUCCACAACCCUCACCAACCGGCAGCGGGGGAACGAGGUUUCGGCCCUGCCAGCCACCCUCGACUCCCUGUCCAUCCACCAGCUCGCGGCCCAGGGGGAGCUGAGCCAGCUGAAGGAACAUCUGAGGAAAGGCGACAACCUCAUCAACAAGCCGGACGAGCAUGGCUUCACCCCCCUCAUCUGGGCCUCCGCCUUUGGAGAAAUCGAGACUGUCCGCUUCUUGCUCGAGUGGGGUGCUGACCCCCACAUCCUGGCCAAGGAACGGGAAAGCGCCCUGUCCCUGGCCAGCAUGGGCGGCUACACAGACAUCGUAGGGCUGCUACUUGAGCGUGACGUGGACAUCAACAUCUACGACUGGAAUGGAGGGACGCCACUGCUGUACGCCGUGCGUGGGAACCACGUGAAGUGCGUAGAAGCCUUGUUGGCCCGAGGAGCCGAUCUCACCACGGAGGCUGACUCCGGCUAUACCCCAAUGGACCUUGCCGUGGCCCUGGGAUAUCGGAAAGUGCAACAGGUGAUCGAGAACCACAUCCUCAAACUCUUCCAGAGCAACCUGGUGCCCGCAGAUCCUGAGUGAAGGCUGCCUGCUGGGGACUCAGAUACUCAGGGAACAAAACAGUUGACGCAGAGCUGGGGGAACCCAGAACUGACUUCAAAGGCAGCUCCUGGACAGACGGUGGGAGGGGAUCCUUCCCAAGAGGAACCAAU
Messenger RNA from Puma concolor (puma), 1073 nucleotides. It is a transcript of the gene RFXANK, whose product is annotated as regulatory factor X associated ankyrin containing protein. Gene Ontology annotation, biological process: positive regulation of transcription by RNA polymerase II. Gene Ontology annotation, cellular component: nucleus. The record is from RefSeq and is a predicted model, not a curated record. Lineage: Eukaryota; Metazoa; Chordata; Mammalia; Carnivora; Felidae. Gene Ontology annotation, molecular function: protein binding.